Messenger RNA from Mesorhabditis spiculigera, 321 nucleotides. NCBI's taxonomy places the organism in Eukaryota, Metazoa, Nematoda, Chromadorea, Rhabditida, Rhabditidae. The record is from the annotation of a GenBank genome assembly.
AUGGCUUCCUCCACCAAUUCAAAUAACCCGCCGAAAUCACCGCGAAAAUUCGCGAAACGCAGCUCCGAGGCCGACGGCGAGAUUGAGGACAUUUUAAAGUUGCUGUGCUCGGAUUUGAAAAAUUCGGAUCAAAGGGUCCCCAGCCAGUUUCAUUUCGCCAAAACCGCCGCGGCCGUGCAGGUCAGCCAAGCUGAAGAAGCCAAAUCCGUGCAAAAUGUGCCGGACUCGCCGAGCAAGCGGACCCCGAAGAAGAUGCCUAAAAUUUUUCCAUCGAGGCGCACCCCCUCCAAGUCGCCGGCCCGGCAGCCUGGCGCCAAGAAA